Molecule: messenger RNA, 372 nt
Organism: Capsicum annuum
Lineage: Eukaryota; Viridiplantae; Streptophyta; Magnoliopsida; Solanales; Solanaceae
Product: glycine-rich cell wall structural protein 1.8-like
Exons: 1
Coding region: 1-372 (123 amino acids)
Source: RefSeq, a predicted model, not a curated record
AUGGAGGUGUAUGGGAUUGUAAGCAUUGGACUCCUUUCAAUAUUUAUGAUAUUAGUUAUGUUCUUCACUUUUUGUAAAAACAACAACAAUAACAACAAAAAUAAUUAUCGCGCGCCUCCUGCAGGCAACGAGGCGCGCGCCAAGAGCAGGGUUUCGGUCCAUAACACGUGCGAAGCGGACAAUGGAGAGGGAGGAGGGAAUGAACAUGGGACCGGGGACGGCGGUGGUUCUACCAUCAUGGCCAGUGUCGUCGCCACGACGGCACUAAACUCCAUAGUUAUUGAUGUGGGCGGCGGAGGUAGUGGAGGCGGUGAUGGUGGCGGCCACGGCCACGGUCAUGGUCAUAGUCAUGGUGGUGGUGGUGACGGUUGA